AAGGAACCUCAAAGCUCAAGAGACUUAAAGAGAGAGAAACAUUGAUCUCUGAAUAUUGUGAACAUGUUGAAAUCAAGUAACAAGAGAAAAAGCAAAGAAGAGAAGAAGUUACAAGAAGGGAAGUACCUUGGAGUGAGGAGACGUCCAUGGGGAAGAUAUGCAGCUGAAAUCAGAAACCCUUUUACUAAAGAAAGACAUUGGCUUGGAACGUUUGAUACAGCCGAAGAAGCUGCUUUUGCAUAUGACGUUGCUGCUCGAUCCAUCAGCGGCUCUCUAGCUACAACAAACUUCUUCUACACUGAAAACACCUCUUUAGAAAGACAUCCACAACAGUCUUUGGAGCCUCAUAUGACUUGGGGAUCUUCUAGUCUCUGUCUUCUUCAAGAUCAGCCUUUUGAAAACAACCAUUUUGUUGCUGAUCCUAUCUCUUCUUCUUUUUCUCAAAAACAAGAGUCUUCUACCAAUCUCACUAACACUUUCUCACAUUGUUAUAAUGAUGGUGAUCAUGUUGGCCAAAGCAAAGAGAUUUCUUUACCUAAUGAUAUGUCAAACAGUUUAUUCGGUCAUCAGGACAAAGUCGGUGAACAUGACAAUGCAGACCAUAUGAAGUUUGGCUCAGUUCUCAGCGACGAACCUCUCUGCUUUGAGUAUGACUACAUUGGGAAUUAUCUUCAGAGUUUUCUCAAAGAUGUCAACGACGAUGCUCCACAGUUUCUUAUGUGA
Molecule: messenger RNA, 723 nt
Organism: Arabidopsis thaliana (thale cress)
Lineage: Eukaryota; Viridiplantae; Streptophyta; Magnoliopsida; Brassicales; Brassicaceae
Product: Integrase-type DNA-binding superfamily protein
Exons: 1
Coding region: 64-723 (219 amino acids)
Biological process (GO): regulation of DNA-templated transcription
Cellular component (GO): nucleus
Molecular function (GO): DNA-binding transcription factor activity; DNA binding
Source: RefSeq, marked reviewed